AUGACGACCUCGACACCCCUGUUUGAAGAGGUUGCCUCUCGAGAUGUGCUGGGCUUCAGCUUUGGGGGGCGCUCCUAUGCAGACCAGCUCACGGACGCGAUCGCCAAGACGAAGGUCGUCUGCGGGGUCAAGGUCGAGAGGAAAUCCAUCGGCAAGGAAGGGUACACCACUGAGGUCGUGUACGUGCAACACGACUUCGGCUUCCUAGGCGGGUCUCUCGGUCAGGCUGAGGGCGAGAAGAUCACGCGAGCCUUCGAGUACGGCCUCGAGCACAGGCUCCCGGUGGUGGUGCAGUGCCGAUCGGGCGGGGCACGGAUGCAGGAGGGAACCAUGUCGCUCAUGCAGAUGGCGAAGCGAUCCUGUUGGAAUAUCGCUGUUAGAAGUGGGGGGAGGUACCCCCUGGUCACACCCCGAUCGUGCCAGAACGAGGAACUACACCGUCUGCUGGCCAAACAGAGGCCAGCUUCAUGAGGUCAUGUACAAACCCUCUGCAGGUAUCUAAAAUUCAGGGCGUUCUGCGUCGUGUUGGCCGCACACGAACCGAAAACGUCAACCCUGCCACAUUGCUCUGCUGAC
This is a messenger RNA of Ectocarpus sp. CCAP 1310/34, 576 nucleotides long. Lineage: Eukaryota; Phaeophyceae; Ectocarpales; Ectocarpaceae. The record is from the annotation of a GenBank genome assembly.